GUCACUUCCGUCCGGGCCUGGCCAGGGUUCGGGCUCCGUGGGCCGAGGAGGGGCACGGAGGUGGCAGCUGUGCUAGGAGGCGGCGCGGAAGGCCGAGGAGCUCACGCCCGGACCAAUCCCGCGUCCCGGGCCGCAAGCCCCGAUUCUGCCGCGCACCGAGAGGCGAGACCGGCCGGAUGGGCUGCUGAGCCCGGAUCGGGGACCGUGUGGAGCCCCCUGGAGCUAAAGUCAGGAUGUUUCGCUUCAUGAGGGACGUGGAGCCUGAGGACCCCAUGUUCCUGAUGGACCCCUUUGCCAUUCACCGUCAGCACAUGAACCAGAUGUUGUCGGGUGGCUUUGGAUACAGCCCCUUCCUCAGCAUCACAGAUGGCAACAUGCCAGGGACCAGGCCUGCCAGCCGCAGGAUGCAGACCGGGGCUGUCUCCCCCUUUGGGAUGCUGGGAAUGUCGGGUGGCUUCAUGGACAUGUUUGGGAUGAUGAACGACAUGAUUGGGAACAUGGAGCACAUGACGGCUGGAGGCAAUUGCCAGACCUUUUCCUCUUCCACUGUCAUCUCCUACUCCAAUACGGGUGACGGUGCCCCCAAGGUCUACCAAGAGACAUCAGAGAUGCGCUCGGCCCCGGGCGGGAUCCGGGAGACCCGGAGGACCGUGCGGGACUCAGACAGUGGACUAGAGCAGAUGUCCAUUGGGCAUCACAUCCGAGACCGGGCUCACAUCCUCCAGCGCUCCCGAAACCACCGCACAGGAGACCAGGAGGAGCGGCAGGACUAUAUCAACCUGGAUGAGAGUGAGGCCGCAGCAUUUGACGAUGAGUGGCGGCGGGAGACUUCUCGGUUCCGGCAGCAGCGCCCUCUGGAAUUUCGAAGGCAUGAGGCUUCAGCGGGUGGAGGACGAAGGGCUGAGGGACCUCCCCGCCUGGCGAUACAGGGACCUGAGGACUCCCCCUCCCGACAGUCCCGCCGCUACGACUGGUGAGGGCCCUGAGCCCUCAGCCUCUCUUGUACAGGCUGAGAGGCUGAGAAAUCAUCCCUGGAAUUACUUUUCCUCUUCAACUCCCACUCCCAAUUUAAUAUUAAAUUAACAGGCAAGCUGGCCCCCACCUCUCCCUGGGGGUCUCAGAGGGAGCCUUUCACUGCCCCUUUACCUAGUUUUUCCUUCUUUAAUCUCCUUACCAUGAUGACUUCACUUCUCCUGUAUCCUCUCACUUGAUUUUUCACUUUGCUGCUCCAUCUCCGUCUCUGCACCUCCUCUCCUUCCCUGUUUUACCCCUGCCAUGCAUUGAAGGGGCUUUAGGGGCGAGCCCUGGGUUAGGGGCCUCCCCCGUCCCUCAGCUACCCUGGGUCCACCCACCUCCUCCUCCGAUUCCCCGCUGCAGGGACUGUAGCCCUGGCCUAGGGCUGUGUGUGGAGGGAGAGGACUGGUUCUCAACCUUUUCUCCCUUCCCACCCGCUACAUAUCACAAGUCUUCCCUGCACCCUCCUCUCCCUUUAUUUUUUGAUUUGUGCAACUUGUAACAAGGUGUUUAUGGAAUAAAGGAGAAUGGAAAAAAGA
Messenger RNA from Vicugna pacos (alpaca), 1553 nucleotides. It is a transcript of the gene MLF2, whose product is annotated as myeloid leukemia factor 2. Lineage: Eukaryota; Metazoa; Chordata; Mammalia; Artiodactyla; Camelidae. The record is from RefSeq and is a predicted model, not a curated record.